UCAGCAUGUGGGUGCUAAGAUUUAGCAUAACAUACUUCUGCAUUCUAAAUGUUUUUGGUGAAGACUGCAUUGACCCGAGCUGUUAUGAGACGUCUGUGGAAUAUAACACUCUAUCUCAGGUUGAGAAAACAUUCUAUUUUGUAGCAUCCUACCAAGAAUGUUCCUGUCAGUGCGCUGACAUUAGUGGUUGCACUGCGUUUACAUGGAGAAAAGAAUUUAUUUAUAUCAGUUGUCACUGUAUAACAGAAAGUAAUCCAAAAAGCCAAAAGAACAGAUACAGCACGUCGGGUGUUUAUAAUUGUAAAAUCAAUGCAACAAGCAGUUCAACAACAACAUCGAUGUAUACUUUCAGUUCAACAGAAACAGUGGACACUAAAAGUCCAAUUCAACCCACAACACCAGAUGUUAAAAGCCCAAAUGAAAUCACAACUACCACACAAAGCCAAAGCCCAAAUGAACCCAUAACACCAGAUUCAACAAGUAGUCCAAAUGAACCCAUAACACCAGAUUCAACAAGUAGUCCAAAUAAUUGGAAGCCAUUUUUUAUCAUUUAA
This is a messenger RNA of Eurytemora carolleeae, 554 nucleotides long. RefSeq names its product endochitinase A. Lineage: Eukaryota; Metazoa; Arthropoda; Copepoda; Calanoida; Temoridae. The record is from RefSeq and is a predicted model, not a curated record. The transcript is spliced from 4 exons. Bases 6 to 554 code for a protein of 182 amino acids.